Messenger RNA from Pecten maximus, 2760 nucleotides. Its product is annotated as laccase-like. The coding region runs from base 1 to 2115 and encodes 704 amino acids. The transcript has 2 exons. Gene Ontology annotation, biological process: iron ion transport. Gene Ontology annotation, cellular component: plasma membrane. The record is from RefSeq and is a predicted model, not a curated record. Lineage: Eukaryota; Metazoa; Mollusca; Bivalvia; Pectinida; Pectinidae. Gene Ontology annotation, molecular function: copper ion binding; oxidoreductase activity.
AUGGAUGAAGAGGUGUGUGAGACAUCAUUGAUUGUUGAGCAUCAGCUGACAAUGCGGCAUCCAACAUAUGAAAAGGUGUACUCAUAUCAAGGUCAACUUUAUAAAUAUGACGUCACUGAUCCUGAAAAUGCAACACCCAUUCCACCGGAAGAGGUCAUCAUUGCAGAUGGGUGGGAAGAGGAACGUCUUGUGAUUGUAGCCAACAGGAGUCUCCCUGGUCCGCCUAUCACUGUAUAUGAAGGACAGCGACUCGUGGUCCACGUCAUCAAUAGACUCUUCUCUGACACGGUGUCGAUUCAUUGGCAUGGUCAACCACAACAGGGAACUCCAUGGAUGGACGGAGUCGCCUUUGUUACACAAUGUCCAAUUUUGCCUGGUCAAACGUUCACAUACGACUUUCUUGCUCGACCUAAGGGAACAUAUUGGUAUCAUUCACAUGUUGGAACACAGCGUACAAAAGGGCUCUACGGGGCAUUGGUGGUCCGAGACCGAAACAAUGUAAUGGCUGAACACAACUUACUAGUUCAAGGAUGGAACCAUCACUGGUCAGCAGAUAUGGACCAAUUAAAGUAUCAAAUGGGUGGUAUUUAUGAAAAUCGCAUUAAGCGUUCGAAUUCAUUUUUAUUAGAUGGCGAUAUGUUUUCGGCUGUUCUUCUGACAUCAGUAGUCAUAAAUGGCCGAGGGCGUUACUACAGUAACUGGACCACCGAAGAACACAAUGGUACGCCUCUCAGCGUCUUCAGGGUUAAACAAGGAAGGAUGUACAGGUUUCGGGUUAUAAAUGCAGACAUUCUUUAUCCAUUUCGAGUGUCAGUAGAUAGCCAUUCUAUCAGUGUCGUUUCAACAGACGGAUACGAUAUCCAGCCCGUUACAGUCGAAUCUUUCAUAAUUCACUCAGGCGAACGUUUCGACUUCGUGUUAACAGCGGACCAGCCUGUUGGGAACUAUUGGAUUCGAGCACAAUCUCUAGAAAUUGAAAAGGACCGAUUACUUCAUAGAGCAGACGCCAUAUUGCGAUAUGACAACGCACAGGAGAUCGAACCAGUCAGUUCCCCAAACAUUUGUUCAGCCGAUAGCAGAUGUCUUGUCAUUAACUGUCCUUUCCUGUACUACCCAGAGGAUGCCUUUAUAGAUUGUUUAGCAGUUGAUAAACUGACAGCUUUAGCUGAUAAUGAUCCCGCGCCUGUAGCGUCAGAUGGACAGUUAAAGGAGUACUUCCUAAACUUUGCUUUCCCUGGUGUAAAUGGAUUUAGUGCCGCGUCUGUAAAUGGAAGGAACCUGAAACUGCCUCCAGUAUCAGCCCUUACACAGCCAAGUGAGAUAGAGUCUACCUGUGACCGGGUUGAUUGUGGCGAGGAGAAAGAGUGCGAGUGUACUCAUUCAAUAUCACUGAAUUUCGGCGAUGUCGUGCAACUAGUACUGGUCAAUAUGGGUAAAGCUACUGGGGGUUUCCAUCCCAUUCAUCUUCACGGAUAUUCCUUUUACGUUUUGAAAUCGGGCUUUGGUAAUUACAACAGUACGACCGGACGUUACUUGGGUCCAAAAGCCGAGGAAAUAAAUUGCAGAGGCUUUGGUGAUCACACAACAAGUUUCUGUAACUCAGCAACAUGGAGGGACCAAUCCUGGGGAGGAGGUAACAUCCCUAAUGUAAACCUUCUCAAUCCUCCGCGGAAGGAUACACUAUUCGUCCCUGCCGGCGGUUAUGCGGUUAUUAGAAUUAAAGCAGACAAUCCAGGGCUCUGGAUUCUCCAUUGUCAUAUGCAGGUUCACAAUGUUGACGGGAUGGCUGUUCUUCUAAACACUUCUUUUGAUCGGAUACCGAAGACCCCAAUCAACUUUCCUGUUUGCCGCAACUUCCCACCUUCAGGCAGAGGUGAUACCGUACCAUCUACUACACCAACUGCAACCACACUUGAGACAAAUGCAUGUCCUAGAUCGUCAGAGAAUGUUGACACCUGGUAUACCAUCAAGACAUUCUGGGUUACGGUAGCAGUUCUGGUAGUCAUCAUAUUAUUGAUGACUGCCUAUAUCCAGCAUCUACGAAAACAGGUGAAGGAUUCUGAACCGGCUAAGGAAUGUCAAAUACAACAAAUCCAAACUGUUGAAAAAUGGUAAUGAAAUGAACUCUGCGUUUCAGUAAAGAUACUGAUAACCAUCAUAUGUUCACUAGUUAUAACACCCAUGUGUUCACCAAUUAUAUUACCAAGUGUUCACCAAUUAUAUUACCCCUGAGUUCAACAGUUAUAUCGCCCAUAUAUUCACCAGUUAUAUCACCCAUAUAUUCACCAGUUAUAUCACCUAUAUAUUCACCAGUUAUAUCGCCCAUGUAUUCACGUGUUAUAUCACCCAUGUAUUCACCAGUUAUAUCGCCCAUGUGUUCACCAGUUAUAUCGCCCAUGUGUUCACCAGUAAUAUCACCCAUGUAUUCACCAGUUAUAUCGCCCAUGUAUUCACGUGUUAUAUCGCCCAUGUAUUCACGUGUUAUAUCGCCCAUGUAUUCACCAGUUAUAUCGCCCAUGUAUUCACAUGUUAUAUCGCCCCUGUGUUCACCAGUUAUAUCGCCCAUGUGUUCACCAUUUAUAUCGCCCAUGUAUUCACCAGUUAUAUCGCCCAUGUAUUCACCAGUUAUAUCGCCCAUGUGUUCACCAGUUAUAUCGCCCAUGUAUUCACGUGUUAUAUCGCCCAUGUGUUCACCAGUUAUAUCACCCAUGUGUUCACCAGUUAUAUCGCCCAUGUAUUCAUCAGUUAUAUGGCCCAUGU